Molecule: messenger RNA, 2178 nt
Organism: Trypanosoma grayi
Lineage: Eukaryota; Euglenozoa; Kinetoplastea; Trypanosomatida; Trypanosomatidae
Exons: 1
Coding region: 1-2178 (725 amino acids)
Molecular function (GO): protein binding
Source: RefSeq, a predicted model, not a curated record
AUGGGUGCGGCUGCGUCGUCUGGCAACACCAUACCUCGCGUGGAAAGCGCCCCAUCCCGCGGACGCUCGCAGGCUAUGCUGCUCGUCAACGGAUCAGUUAAACGUGGUAACAAAGAGGAUUUACAACGCCAUGCGUCGGAUGGGAAGAUUAAUGCCGACGAUUUGAGGAAGAUAAAGCAGCGCCAAAAGAAUGUGGGAACUGCUGCCGAAGAGGAUAUGCGUGUCAUGAUGAGGGAAGCGGACCCAGCUACGUUGUACAUUCUCGACGCUGUGAAGGAGGCGGACGGGCUGCCCGAUGACAAGGCCACAUUGAAACUCCAGUUGCUACGCGGCUGCUACCCCUACCUUGAGCAGGUACCACCACAUCGUCUUGACCAUCUUGCGGUGCUAGUGUAUCAAAAGGAGGGCGAUGUAUAUUUUGCGCAGGGCGAUGCCGAGAGUGCCAAAACGACAUACAGUCGUGCCAUUCAAAUCGCUGAGACGCGUGUGGCCCGUGGUGAGAAGGAAAUAUAUAUGGUACUAAAGAGAUAUGUUCUAUCCAUGGUGGGCAUGGCGCGACUGUGGUAUCAACAAGAACGUGACACGACAGGUUUCACGUUUGCCGGGAAGGUAUCGCCAUUGAUUGCGUCUUUGGACGAGAGUGUACAGUCCCUCAGUUCUCGUGAGAGCAGUGUGCUCUCAGACGCUAGUGUGUUCAGCUUGAAUCAGGAGAUUCUUAAGUCCAUGGCACCAAAGGCUCCUCGUCGCCGUGUUGGGCCGGCGGUUAACGUUGUGAAGCUUCUCCGACCUGUGACAUUGAAGGUGAAUUACUCCCCGGAAGACGACUUUGUGCUGCGUAGUCAAAUGACACGGGAAUUAAAGGCGUCUCCCUGUGAACUGUUAUUGCUCCGCUGUAUCGAGGUGGUGGAAAUAGGUCACAGGCGACAAUCUGAAUUACUCAUCCCUGCGCUGAUUGAAUUGGCUCAAAUAUAUGAAGAUCUGAAGUUGUAUAACCGCUCUCUUUUGUUGGUGCGUCGCUGCCUCGGCAUCCUGUGCGUCGUGUACGACUACGACCACCCAUGGAUUAUUCAGCUGCGCCGCCGCGCAGACCACCUCAUGGAUCACAUGGAAAUACAGACAAGGGAAGAUAUGGCAAGCAAGAUUCAAGCGACAUGGAAAAUGUACAGGGCUAUGUGCCAACUGGAAGAGAUUCUAGGCCGACCCGUGACACGCCACGUAUGGAUUUCUAAGCCGUCCCAGGAACGCACGCCCGACACGGAUUUCCUGAAGGACUUUGUGAACGACCUGCCGAUUGGCACCGUCCUGCACGGUGCCGGCAGCGCGGAGGGGCCGCUGGGCGGCGUGGAGGACAUUCCGAAUGGUGCGCCGUACCGCAUGUCCAACGUGAAUGACAGUAUCCCGUCGCCGGCAGCUACGCUCAGCGAAGGGAGCCGUGACCCCUCGCCCGAUGUGAAACUAGAGCGUCCACCGUCCUCGAAGCGACGCAAGACUAAGGCGAUGAGCGACCAAGUACAACCCUCAACGGAGACAGAGACGGAAGACCCUUAUGGGGAUUCAAAAGUGAGAGCAACGUACCCGCAAUUGCAGCACGAUGAUGAAGGUGUUGUGAAUACACAAUUCAUUCCAAACUCACGGAUCGUGGACACGGCACAGGACACACAGACCGACACACACGUACAGGACACUGCAUACGGUGGGGUGCUGACGGUUCGAACGACGACCGUCACCCGCACUAUUACGGAACGUAUUGUUGGCAGCGACGAGGACGACUCGGUCGUGGAGGAGUAUGAGGACUACGAAGAACAAGAAGAAGGGUCUGGGCCGAGAGUAGAAAUGGUAGAGGAGAAGAAACCGGAAGCGACCCUCAAGUUGCAGACUGAACCGGAAUUCAACGAAGCACCAUUUUCUUCACCAGAGAAAGAUGAAAAUAAUGAACCUAGAAGCGAUGAUACGUCACAGGAGGGAGUGCCACGCGGUAUGCGUGGUGAGGUGACCACUGCCACUACUCUCAGCACCCGUUACGGCAAUAGAGCGAACGAUGACAGCAGCAGCGCGUCGAAAGAGGAUGCUGUACUCCACGCCGAGUCUGUGGCGCCGUCCGAGUCGCAGAUGAGCUACUCUUCCUCAGUGGAUGGCAGACGGCGCAUGCGUGUGUGGAGGGCCAACCUGGGGGAGUAG